Molecule: messenger RNA, 879 nt
Organism: Aethina tumida (small hive beetle)
Lineage: Eukaryota; Metazoa; Arthropoda; Insecta; Coleoptera; Nitidulidae
Product: oxygen-dependent choline dehydrogenase-like
Exons: 2
Coding region: 1-879 (292 amino acids)
Molecular function (GO): oxidoreductase activity, acting on CH-OH group of donors; flavin adenine dinucleotide binding
Source: RefSeq, a predicted model, not a curated record
AUGUUAACCAGAUGUGGAAGUCCCGCAGUUUUUGAUCGCUGGGAGUCUUUAGGAUGUACAGGUUGGUCUUAUAAAGACGUGCUGCCAUUCUUUAAAAAUUUCGAAGACUUUCACAAAACCCGAUCGAAUACGGUUGUCAAUUGGGAGUAUCAUGGAAGUGGAGGAAUGGAUUACGUUAGAUUUAGUCCGUUGAAUAAUUCCAGAAUUACCCCAUUUUAUGAGGGUUUAAAAGAACUUGGUUAUAAUCAAACAGAUUACAAUAGCCCCCAUCAAGUUGGUGCCGGACCGAUCCAGUUUAGUAUGAAGGAUGGAAAAAGAUAUGAUUCAUAUACAGACGUUAUAAAACCAAUGCUAUACAAAUCUAAUUUAGUCGUACAAGGAAAUAGUUAUUUCAGUUAUAAUAACAAAAACUAUUUUGCUGAAGCGAAACAAGAAGUAAUUAUAUCAGCUGGUGCGAUUCAGUCACCUCAGUUACUUAUGUUAUCUGAUGUUGGACCAGCAGCUCAUCUAAAAGAAAUGAAUAUUGAUAUAAUUAAAGAUUUACCAGUAGGUAGCAAUUUAAGAGAUCAUCCUCUACUGAAUAUCAUUAUAACUCAUAAUAAAACGAAUGGUAAAAGGAACGCGUUUUCGUUUUACGGUAAUAAUGAAUACCCAGAAUCUGUAGGAACAAUUAGACUUAAAAGCAACGAUCCCUACGUGUAUCCUUUAAUCGAUCCCAAUAUAUUGGAUAAACCGAAUGAUGUAAAGCGCAUGUUAUUAAUAAUUUCCACUCUUGUAAGAUUAACACAGACCGAAGCUUUCAAGAAAAUCGAUGAUCAACUCGUGCCGGUAGACAUUGAAGAGUGCAGCAAGCUCGAAGCUAAUUCCGAGAAACAAUAG